AUGUCGUUAAAAACAGGGCUGCAACGUAUUGUUCUGGUUACUGGUGCCAACAAAGGACUUGGCUUUGAAGUUGUAAAGAAACUUGCUCAAAAAUCGUCAUCUAACACCAAUCCUAUUAUUUUUCUUGGUAGUCGUGAUUUAAAACGUGGUCAAGAAGCACUUCAUCAAUUAGGCUCUCCACCAAACGUACAUCUUCUACAAUUGGAUACAUCGUCAGAGAAAAGUGUCACUCAUGCUAUCAAUGAGUUUAAACAAAAGACUAACGAUCAAUUAGAUGUAAUUAUUAACAAUGCUGGGAUUUUACCAAAAGAUGAUAGUGUUCAGGCUGCUCGAGAAACGCUAGCUACUAAUUAUUAUGGAAUUAAAAUAGUCAAUGAACAUUUAAUUCCUCUUUUACGUGACAAUGGUCGUGUGGUCAAUGUCGCCAGUCAAAUAGGUUCAAUUAUAUUAAUGUGUAUGUCGAAAGAUCUUCAAAAUAAGUACACAUCCUCAACAUUAACCACAAAACAACUUGAUCGACUUGUUGAAGAUUUUCUUUCAGCACUCGAAUUUAACAAUCUUAAAAAAGCUGGAUAUCCUGAUGAUUUACACUAUCUGGCGUAUGGUAUCUCUAAGGCGGCUUUGAUCGCUCUCACUCGAGUUCAAGCACGCCAGUAUUCUGAUGGUAAAAACAUAUUCAUGUAUUCUGUAUGUCCAGGUUUUUGCAACACUGAUAUUAAUAAGCAUGCUCCAGGAACUCGUUCACCAGAACUCGGUGCUGAUUCCAUCUUAUAUGCUGUGAACACUCCCAAUGAUAAGCUUGAGAAUGGUGCGUUCUACUUUGAUGGUAAAAAAUUACCAGAAAUCUGCGUAAACAAAGCCAAAAUUGAAGGACUCAUUAAACUAACGGAAUAUUUGAGAGCCUCAACAUAA
Messenger RNA from Rotaria sordida, 912 nucleotides. Lineage: Eukaryota; Metazoa; Rotifera; Eurotatoria; Philodinida; Philodinidae. The record is from the annotation of a GenBank genome assembly.